CUUCUAUGACAGCCUGUCAUAUGCUUGUCGAACACCACAAUACCCGAAAUACCCGCAAACUGUUCAGAAACAUGGGAAGCAUGCGGAAAAGAGUGCCGGCGGCAAUGGUAAUCCUGAUUGCAUAUCAAGUGAGCAAGCAUCCCGCAAACUUCAGUGUGCCGAGGGCACCAAAGGCACCUGUAUCUUCAGCGCGUGCCAGUUUUGUUGACGAUCUGGCAGCAGCAGCAGGAGAUGCUAUGCGCAACCCAACAGUCCAAGCUGCAUACGCCGCGCUUGGUAAUCUUAAACAAGUCACAGAUUUUUUCAACUCGUUGAACACUGCUCUCAAGGCUUGGCAAAACUGGACAGGUUCGCGGAAAGGUGCAGCUGUUUACAAGACUGGUGACAAUAUUACCGAGCACACAUCACACCUCAUUCAGGGGAUGGAAAAAGCCGUUCAAGGUGGCAGCAACGUUCUGAUAUCAAGUGUCCAAAGAGCGCAAUUGCCAAGUGAACCAGUGAGAUGCACCUACCUUGAACAGCUCAUGGUCGCGGUGUUCUGCGACAAGAGUCCAGGCAUGUCAGCCAUCUACGCUGAGGCUGGCACUGGCAAGUCGGUUGCUGUCUUGCUCGCAGCCAUUGAAGUCGCUAGAGCAAAAACCUCAGAUUUCUUCGUGGUGUUGCAGAAUGAUUUGGAUGAGAGUCUGAAAACGUUUUUCCGGCUAUCCGAAGUCAGCUCAGCAGCUGACAUCGCCACAUCCUUCUUUAUCGCCAUGCAUGAGAGGAAGGUCCGUCUCCAUCUAAUUUUUGACAAUGUGUUGGACGGAGGCGUCAGCAGCGACAGAGAGAAGGACAUGCUAAAAGCACUGGCACGAGGGGCAAGUAGAUAUGGACACCAAGUAGUCUUCACCAUGCAGGGGAAGGAAGCUGCAGAGUCCAUCGCGGAACUCAAUGGUGACACAACCUACAUGGCAGAACUACAAGACAAAUCAUAUGGAGCCUACAGAUGGACUGAAAGUGAAACGGUGCAGCUAAUACAGAGAUUAUUGAAUGGACAGCAAGACACAAAUCAAAUUCUGGCAGACUCUGAAAUUCCUGAUAAGAUCGGACGUUGGAGACCUCGCUCUACGGAGUUGUUCAUCCAAUUUGGUCGAAAGCCGUCCGCGCCACUUCGAAGCAAGCAGGAAACCGUUUGGGUCAGACAGCUUCAAGAGGACGGUGAUACAUUCGAGCAGAUUGGCAACCCGUUCAAAGUCACCGGAGAGCUGGCAGACGUGGAUGACCUUAAGAAAGCAAUUAAGGCAGAGAAGCCGAACAAAGUGAAGUGUGACGCAGAUGAAAUUGAUGUUUUUAGCCAACAGGAUGGAAGUUGGAUUAGGGAAGAUGAAGAAGCAUCUGUCAAUCGCGGCACGUCUAAGACAGAUUGCUAUGGCUUCACAUUGCCAUCAGCGUGAGUGACGCCAAUUGAGAGCAAGGGUUCCCAAUAGUUUCACCGAAUUCCAUCUUUGGAGUAAAUGUAGAGUGGAUGUCGCUGUGGCAUGACCGUGCAUCACUC
Messenger RNA from Durusdinium trenchii, 1534 nucleotides. NCBI's taxonomy places the organism in Eukaryota, Dinophyceae, Suessiales, Symbiodiniaceae. The record is from the annotation of a GenBank genome assembly.